Molecule: messenger RNA, 1738 nt
Organism: Aspergillus versicolor CBS 583.65
Lineage: Eukaryota; Fungi; Ascomycota; Eurotiomycetes; Eurotiales; Aspergillaceae
Product: cytochrome P450
Exons: 7
Coding region: 18-1673 (551 amino acids)
Molecular function (GO): heme binding; monooxygenase activity; iron ion binding
Source: RefSeq, a predicted model, not a curated record
CAAUAUUGAACAGCAGAAUGGCUUUUGUCGAGGCGUCUACUCCGGUACUCUGUAGACUCUGUAGCUAUGCAGCAGCAGCAGGAGCACUCAGCCACUGGACUUAUUUCAUGCAUGGUGAACACCACCUCUCUGCUCCGUAUUUGCUGAGAAUUGCGAUAAUAAUCCCGAUCGCGACAUCAAUUUACAUGUGGAAAUACACCUUCCUAGACGCAGUCCAGGCUAUUACUUUGACAACCCAGCUGGCGGCUUCAUACUACGCAGCCCUCUACACCAGCAUCAUCCUAUAUAGAGUAUUCUUCCACCGCCUGAGAAAGUUUCCAGGACCCUUUGCAGCAGGAGUAACCAAGCUAUGGCACGUUUUGAAACUAGCUCCAAAGUCCAGGAACUACAUGGAGCUGAAUAGUCUGCGAGAGAAAUACGGAGACUACGUCCGCACCGGCCCAGCUGAAAUAACAAUACUUGACGCCGACGCCGUCCCAGCUCUGCUGGGUCCGUCAUCGAAAUGCUCCAAGGCGCCCUGGUACGACUCCAACCACCCCGUUAUCUCGCUGCAUACCCUGCGGGAUAAGAAAUCGCACGAUGCGCGGCGUCGGAUCUGGGAUCGUGGCUUUGGCGCAAAAGCCCUCCGCGCAUACGAAGACCGAAUCCUUGGGUACUCACGCGCCCUGCAGGACCAAAUAUCCCGACUCUCCGGCCAUCCCAUCAGCGCGGCCGACUGGUUCCAUUUCUACAGUUUCGAUGUGAUGGGAGAUAUCGCGUUUGGCCGGUCGUUUGAGAUGCUGAAGACCGGGAAGCCGCAUUUUGCGCUGAAUUUGUUGAAGGAGGGGAUGGCGCCGCUGGGUUUGUUAGGGCCGGUUCCCUGGGCGUUUUGUAUUCUUACGAGUAUUCCGGGACUGGGGAGUGGGUUUAAGACGUUUGUUGGUUGGUGUACGGAGCAGGUUAAGGAGAGGAAGAAGAUUGAAAUGGACGUGCCGGAUCUCAUGUCCUGGCUCAUUGAGUCCAGCGAAAAGACAGAGAAGAGCCAGCGCAAGGCUUCAGAGGCUCUCCUAGAGAGUGAUUCGCGACUCAUAGUGGUUGCAGGGAGUGACACCACGGCAUCAACCUUUACGUUCAUGUUCUAUCACUUGGCCAGGGAUACAAAUAUGCAGGAGAAACUCCGAAAAGAACUAGUCUCCCUGCGAGAAUCCGAUCGGAGCUUCUCUUUCAAGAGUCUACAAAGGGCCGAUAUGUUGAAUGCCAUCAUAAACGAGACUCUGCGCCUGCAUCCGCCUGUCCCUUCGGGUGCACUGCGCUUGACGCCACCGGAGGGUAUCAAGAUUGGAGAGACUUUUAUUCCUGGUAGCACCACGGUUGUUGCGCCGAGUUAUUCAAUUGGAAGGCUCGAGAGCUGCUACGAGAAAGCGGAUGAAUUCAUCCCAGAACGCUGGAGCUCGAAGCCUGAACUCGUCAAGAAUAAGGCAGCCUUUGCGCCGUUCUCUCUGGGAUCCUUUUCGUGCGUGGGAAAGCAGGUAGCACUGAUGGAGCUACGAAUGACAACUGCGCUUCUCGUAACGGGGUUUGAUAUUCGCUUUGCACCGGGGGAGAAUGGGCAGCGGUUGCUGAAUGAAUCAAAGGACUUCUUCACCAUGUCUAUUGCGGACUUGCAGCUUGUAUUUACUUCCACGGCGGGAUAGGUGGUGCCUACGUGGUGACUGAAAGCUUUCUUCAAUAGACAAACACUGAACGAUCAGCAAGACGG